Hemisphaericaspora subhashii is the source of this 558-nucleotide messenger RNA. RefSeq lists its product as uncharacterized. The record is from RefSeq and is a predicted model, not a curated record. Lineage: Eukaryota; Fungi; Ascomycota; Pichiomycetes; Serinales; Debaryomycetaceae. The transcript has a single exon. The coding region runs from base 1 to 558 and encodes 185 amino acids.
AUGUGGCCAUUUGGAUCCAGUAAUACUAUUCCUAAUCUCGGGAAAAAUACCGAAGAAAUUAAUAAGGAACUUCCCCCUGAUCUUCAAGGGUUUUUCCAACAAGAAAACCCUGACAAAAAACAUGAACGUAUCUUCACCGUCUCUCCUCAACAAUUACAAGUUAAUAAAAUACUAGAAAAACAUAAGAAUGAUCCAUAUGAUGAUGAGUUUAAUACAUAUAAACGUUCACAGACAAUUAAGCAAGUUGCAGGUAUAAAUUGUGCCGAGAUUCAUAAUUUAUUACAUGAAUGUUAUAAGAAUUGGAAUUGGCUUCAACCUGAUGCAUGUAUUGAUGAGACGAGAAAGACUUCAAAAUGUCUUGAUUUACAACUGGAAGCAUUGAAACGAUUACAUUAUAAUGAUUGUUAUUCUGUUAAACAAUGUAAAGCCAUUAGAUAUUAUGUUGAUCAUUUUUUUAUGAAGAAUUUUGGUCCGUUAGGUGAAGAAGUUAAUGAUGAUGAUAAAGCGGAAAAUUAUAAUAAAGAUUUAGAUGGGGUUUUUUAUAAACUUUGGAAAUAG